Messenger RNA from Cyphellophora attinorum, 1356 nucleotides. RefSeq names its product Lipase 1. Gene Ontology annotation, biological process: lipid catabolic process. Gene Ontology annotation, molecular function: triacylglycerol lipase activity. The coding region runs from base 1 to 1356 and encodes 451 amino acids. NCBI's taxonomy places the organism in Eukaryota, Fungi, Ascomycota, Eurotiomycetes, Chaetothyriales, Cyphellophoraceae. The transcript has a single exon. The record is from RefSeq and is a predicted model, not a curated record.
AUGAAGUUCAUGAUUUCUGUCCUCCUCUCCUUCUCCGCCCUGGUCACCGCCUCCCCACUCAGCACCCGCCAACUCGUCACACCACCCACCAAUGACCCCUUCUACACCCCUCCCGCCGGCUAUGAAUCCACCGCGCCCGGCACCAUUCUCGCAAUACGCAAUCCGCCAUCACUGAUCGCCGCGCUCGGGAUCCUGCCCGUCCCCCUCAAAUCCGCCCACCAGAUCCUCUACCGCAGCACCGACUCCUUCGGCAACCCCUCCUCAACCGUCACCACAGUCCUCGUCCCCCUGACGAACCCGUCCCCUUCCAAACUACUCUCCUAUCAAGUUGCCCAAGACUCCGCCUCCCUCAACUGCGCGCCGAGCUACGCCUUCCAAGCUCUUUCAUCCUCCAGUGGCCCCUUCGGCACCGUGGGCACGCAGAUCGAGAUCCUCGCCAUCGGCGCCGCGCUCGCUGAGGGUUGGAUCGUCACUAUCCCGGACCACGAGGGACCGAAUGCCGCUUUUCUCGCCAAUGUGCGCGGCGGACAGCAUGUCCUUGAUGGGAUUCGCGCUACUUUCUCCUCCGGGCUCGUCGAUCCUGACGCGAAGGUUGCGAUGUGGGGAUAUUCUGGCGGCAGCUUGGUGUCGUCGUUUGCUGCCGAAUUGGCUUCCACCUAUGCGCCUGAGCUUCUAUCCCAGCUCAUCGGAGUAGCUCUCGGCGGCGCCGUCCCAAACAUAACCACCGCCCUCCCAUACCUCACCGCCUCGCCCUUCGCAGGCCUCGUGCCAGGCGGCAUCAUCGGGUUGGCGAACGAGUACCCUAACAUCGCAGCUAAAGUCUCCGAGAACCUCCUAUCCAACAAAGCUGAAUACUUCAACAAGGCACACACCCAAUGUCUCGGCGCAAACCUUCUUUCGUUCCUGGGACAGGACGUGCUGGCGGAUUACUUCACGAGCGAAGACCUGUUCUUCUCCGAUCCAGAAGUUUUAGCAGUGACGAACGCCAACGCAAUGGGCCAGCGCCCCAUUCCUGCUUCGAUACCCGUCUUCAUGUAUAAAGGCGUGCAAGACCAGAUCUCGCCCAUUAGUGACACGGAUGCUUUGUAUGACUUCUACUGCGCUGGCGGCGCAAGAAUCGAGUAUAUAAGGGACGUGAGUGCAGAGCACGCGGCGCUGCUGCUGACGGGAGUGCCGAGUGCGGUGCAGUGGAUCAAGUGGCGGUUCGAGGGGGUGGCGUGGAGUGGUGGGAGGUGUCAGAAUAGGGACGUGCUGACGAGUCUGGGGGAUGCCGCCGCGCAAAAGAUCAAGAAGGACAUCCGUGACAAGUUGGCGGGAUUCUUGGGGAAGAGUGAGGUCGAGAAAUUGGCGCAUUGA